AUGGAUAACUCAAUUAAGCGUGUUCGGGCUGCUGUUAGAUUUGUUAAGAAUGGAAGUUCAAGGUUAGCAAAAUUUAAGAAACUUGCAGAGGAGGAAAAUGUAGAAACAAAUGCUUUCUUGAAAUUGGAUGUGUGCACUAGAUGGAAUUCAACAUAUCUUAUGUUGAAUACAGCAAUCAUGUAUGAGAAAGUAUUUGUAAGGUAUGAAGAAGAAGAUCCAGCCUACACAAUAGAGUUAUGUGGAGAUAAAGGGCUUGGAAUUCCUGUUGAGUAUGAUUGGGAGAACGCAAAAAAGAUGGCUGAAUUUCUUGGGCAUUUUUAUGAUAUCACGCUUCGUGUUUCGUCUACACUAAGUGUGACAGCUAAUGAAUUCUUUCAUGAGAUUGGUGAAAUCCAGGUGCUGCUCCGAGAUUGGGCUGACAGUGAAGAUCCUUUGCGCCAAGCAAUGGCUAAGAGAAUGAAGGAUAAGUAUGACAAGUAUUGGGGCAGCUGGCAUGAGAAUGAGAAUGAGUUUGCAAAUGAGGUGAGGGGGAAGGGCAGAGCGAAGGAGAAGGAGAACAUGAAUUUGCUCAUAUUUGUUGCUACAGCUCUUGAUCCUAGGUACAAGCUUUCUAGCUACACUAAGUUAGUAAUUUUGGAAAUGUUUGGUGAAGAAAAAGGACAAAAAGUAUGGGAUGCAGUGAAUGAAUGUUUUUAUGCAUUGUUUGAAGAGUACAGGAACAUCUAUGCUCCAAGUGAUUCAUUACCAAAUGAAGUUGAUGAGGAACCAACUCAGAAAAGAAGAGGGAGUUUAAUGAGGUCAGUAAUUGCUAAGAAGAUGAAAGUUGGAAGUGCUUCAAUGGGCACCACCAAAUCUGAAAUUGAUAAAUAUCUUAGUGAAGACAACGAAAAUGAUAGCAAAAAGUUUGAUAUUCUAACAUGGUGGAAAGUAAAUGAAUCUAGAUUGCCUAUUCUAGCCCGAAUUGCUCGUGAUGUGUUGGCAAUUCCUAUAUCAACAGUUGCAUCCGAAUCAGUUUUUAGUACGGGUGGGCGGGUUCUAGAUGACUUUAGAACCUCUCUAACCCCAUUUAUGAUUCAAGCUCUUAUCUGUACACAAGAUUGGCUGCGGCGAUCAACUCCUAUUAAUGUUGAUGAGGAUGCCGAAGAGAUAGCAAAACUGGAAGAAGAACUGAUUGUUGAGUAUAAUGCUGAGAAGGCUGCUGCCAAGGAGGGUUGUAAAGGAUCCGGAAAGGCGCAAUCAAGUGUGUCCAUCACUAAGCCAAGUUGUAGUGCUGUUUGUGUUGAUUAA
Molecule: messenger RNA, 1287 nt
Organism: Panicum hallii
Lineage: Eukaryota; Viridiplantae; Streptophyta; Magnoliopsida; Poales; Poaceae
Product: zinc finger BED domain-containing protein RICESLEEPER 2-like
Exons: 2
Coding region: 1-1287 (428 amino acids)
Molecular function (GO): DNA binding; protein dimerization activity
Source: RefSeq, a predicted model, not a curated record